Penicillium angulare is the source of this 291-nucleotide messenger RNA. RefSeq lists its product as uncharacterized. Bases 1 to 291 code for a protein of 96 amino acids. NCBI's taxonomy places the organism in Eukaryota, Fungi, Ascomycota, Eurotiomycetes, Eurotiales, Aspergillaceae. The record is from RefSeq and is a predicted model, not a curated record. The transcript has a single exon.
AUGGUGAAGCCUCAGAAGCGAACCUUUGCGAAUAUGUCUGGUGAGGCCGCUCGGGAUGUCGACUUCUCAGUUAGCGCCGAUUGUGCCCUUGCAAUCCUUCCCGUCCCCGAACCAACCGAUUCAUUGCAGCAGACCAUGACCAAGAUGACCGAUCUGGCGCAAGUUGUUGCCGGUGGUCACAGUCUCGCUGUCCGCACCGGUUAUCGUGCUGCAGCCCACGCCGAACAUGACCCCGUCUCUCUUGCUAUGAAAAAUAUGACCGAAAUGGAGAAGCGGCAGUACAACGCUUAG